UAAAAAUGGCGUCUAGUUGCAAGGGUGUCGAAAAAAACCUCGAAGGGGAACUGCAGUCGCAGUCACAUUCCAACUUUUCAGAUCUUCGACUGUCCGACUGCAAAUGUCCGAUUUGCAUGAGCAUCCUUAUUGAGCCUGUUCGAAUGCCUUGCAAUCAUGAACUAUGCAUGCCGUGUUUUCGUCAGAAUGUCGAGGAAGCAAACUUUACUUGUCCGAUGUGUCGUCUGCGGAUAAGUAACUGGGCCAGGCGUUGUGUCAGAGAAAACAAACUUGUUGAUGAACGAAGGUGGAGGCAAAUAAGGGAGGCGUUCCCCGCCCAGUGUCAGCGGAGAUUGGCAGGGGAGGACGAAGAAGAAGAAGAGGAAGAAGUGUUGGAUAUUAUACCAGGAAAAAGGAUUUGUGAACCAGGAGCAAUAAAGCAAGAGUACAAAGAAGCUGUUGAGAAGCUGAAAUGUGAGCGCCAGCAGAUGGCGGAGAUUGAGGUACAGAAGAGUGAAGAAUACAUUGCCUGGUUACAGAGGGAAGAAGUGCGACUGUAUGAAGAGCAACAGAAUAAGUUGGCGCAGCAGCAGCAACUUGACGAGGAACUUGCUCGGAAGAUGUCCACAGGAGUGGCAAGCCCAAUAGAGGAGAUUCGUACCCGCACACUGCAAGAGCAAACAUUAAAGGACGAAGAGUAUGCAAGGAAGCUACAAAAGGAAGCCUUAAAGAUUUCUGAGGCAGUGUCUUCUCCAAAUACCACCACCAUUAUCUCCAAGAAAUUUUCUCGUAACUCAUCAAGUAAUGGCAAUACCAGUACCUCCUCUUCCAUCAAGUGCCUUCGAAUUGAUAAGUUCCUCUCUCCAUGCGCUAAGCAAGCAUCCCCUCAGAUACAACAUACUUCCAAAGCAUCUUCAUCAAAAUCUUUGAACAAUAAUUCUUCCCCAGAUUUGAGCAUGUUGUCAUCCUCAAGUCACAGGGCGUCUAGUAGUUCAUCUGUUUCAAGCAUUAGUUUAGAUUUUGAUAAACCGUCUACAUCUAAAGGAGUUACUAAGGAACCUGUGUUGUUUGGCGACCCGCCAUGGGGUGAUAGGAGCUCAAGUGAAUGUGUUCUUGAAAUUGUUGCGGAUCCAACGAGCCCCACUGUCUCUUACCCAAGCCCAAGUAUUGAUGAAAGCCUCAAGAGUUUGAAAGAUUGUUUGCUUAAUCCAGAAUAUGUCUUAGAUACCCAGGGGAUUCAGAAAGACGAGAGGGAUAAUAAGAAAGAGAGUGCCUUUGAAAGUGUUAAGAUUAAAUCCAUGGAAGCAGAAGGCGAUGAUUCUAAGACCUUGAGGAAGCGAUCAGACAGUAUGACCAGCACAGACAGCAUCUCCCCAGAACUCAACCACUUUAGGCCCAUUGAAAUCUCACCACGGACAUCACACCGUAGACUUGCGAAUGGGCGACGGGAGUCACCAAAAGUUGUACAUACCACUCCUCGGAAUCUAACCAAUCUAUCUCAAGAUGAGCCAAUCGGAGACACAAGCUUACCUCCUCUAGUCAAGGCAAAGUUUGACAGUCUACUCAAGGAGAAGAAGAAGAAGUUAGGAGAUUCUUCCAAGAGCACCAUGACCGGUAAAGGUUUCCAAGGAAGAACUAGCAUGUUAAUGAGGCAGGAACUUAACAGACGCCUCCAUCACAAACCAUCGGGAAACAGGCAUACAUUACUGAAUUCAGCAACCCAGAGGCAACUCACUAAACCAGAAAAGUCUCCUCUUGCAGAAGGCCGAGUUGGAGGGAAGACAAGUAACAAACACGAAUCCAAACAGAAGGUUUCUCUUACAAGAAAAAACUAUUUCCAUAAAGGUUCAAGAAAUAACUUAAAAGAAGCAGAUAGAGAUUCUGAUGAUGUGAUAAUGACAGACUUGGAUGAAGAGAGCCAGAAAAUAAGUGCCACAGAAAACAACUUAAAUAUAGAAGCAGUGAAUGUGAGGAAAAGGGAAAGUCCAGUUCAGCUUGAAAUUCCAGUGCAACGAUUGGAAAUGAGUUCCAGGGAGAAACGAAAGAGUUGUAGCCCUCAACUGCAAAGAAAGAAACUAAGACUUGAAGAUGAUAGUUCUCUUAAGAAUCUGAAUGAAACCAAGGGUGGCAGUGGAGACUCUGAGAAUACUUCUGAUCCAAAGAAAAGUCCUGGAAAGGUUUAUCAAAUGAAGAUGAACCAGCCGAAGCCAAAACAAUCCACCAUUAAGAAGUUAUUCAGCAGUAAGGACGUGGAACCAGAACAAAAUCAUUCAGUUUCCCCAAAGAGAUGGAAAGUGCCGUCUAGAAGCAGUCAGAGUCCACCCUUGCCCUCCCUGGUGCCAAGCCCUCAUCACAAUAAACUCAAAACAAACACGAAGGAAACAUCAACAUCCGACAAAAGUCACUCAGAAAACUGCCAAGAAAAUAUCGCCAGGUUCGAAAGAGACAGACACAAAGUUGGUAUCCUAACCCCCGACAAAGGCAUCUUGAUGGACGCUAAACAAGAUUCCAAUCAGGAGAAGAAUGGCCACUUGGUGAAAUCAGUUGCUCCCAUCGACUCCGAAGGAAAAAACACUAAUUCCCCAGAGGCAUUCAAGACGAACUCAAAGUAUUCAACCACAAAAUCUAAAUCCAAACUGAAAGAUCCUCCCUCGCCUCAAGGCAAUGAUCGGCAGAAAACUUCAAGUCCGAAGGUCCUUCAGAAGACGCCAUCCAAGACGCGUCGAAACACUAUCUGGAAGUACAUGGAGUUAGUCAGUGAGGAAGAGAGAAGAAUACAACAGGAAGAGGAAGAUCGAAAGCUUGCGUUGAAACUCCAGGAGGAAUUUGACAAACAAGAAAGACGACAGAUGUCCAUGGUGGAUAGAUCACAGGGUGCAGAAUCUGCGUACGAGCUGAGGGACAGGCGCACGGCUUCAGCAAAGAAAGUAACGGUAGAUGUAGAUAGUGACGACGAUAUAUUUGAUUGAUGUUGAUGAUAAGAGUCUCAGGUCUUAUUCUUUAGGAGACAAGGAAAUCGUGCUCUUGAAAGUCACAGUUACAGGUAUCUGAGAUUUAAAGGCACUGGAUACAAUUUAGUCAAAAUCAUUGUUAGCAUACAAACCUACUUAGUAAUGAGCA
Molecule: messenger RNA, 3099 nt
Organism: Asterias rubens (European starfish)
Lineage: Eukaryota; Metazoa; Echinodermata; Asteroidea; Forcipulatida; Asteriidae
Product: E3 ubiquitin-protein ligase RNF168-like
Exons: 5
Coding region: 6-2948 (980 amino acids)
Biological process (GO): double-strand break repair
Cellular component (GO): nucleus; site of double-strand break
Molecular function (GO): metal ion binding; nucleosome binding; ubiquitin-protein transferase activity
Source: RefSeq, a predicted model, not a curated record